Molecule: messenger RNA, 2580 nt
Organism: Prionailurus viverrinus (fishing cat)
Lineage: Eukaryota; Metazoa; Chordata; Mammalia; Carnivora; Felidae
Gene: CDIP1
Product: cell death inducing p53 target 1
Exons: 7
Coding region: 718-1344 (208 amino acids)
Biological process (GO): tumor necrosis factor-mediated signaling pathway; intrinsic apoptotic signaling pathway in response to DNA damage by p53 class mediator
Molecular function (GO): zinc ion binding
Source: RefSeq, a predicted model, not a curated record
GGUUUUGACGUCGCACCGUCGCUGGGUUGGCCGGCUCCCCGCGGGGCUGUGGUUCCAGCUUCGCCAGGCCCGGGCGGGCGCCGGGGCCCGGUGCCCUGGGGGCUGCCGGCCCGCUCCUCGGGGUCCUGCUCGCUCAUCACCUCUCGCACAUCCCCAGUAGGGAAGGUCGGGGAAAUACUGUCUCCAGCUUUACGCGGCGGCUGUGUCCUCGAGGAAAGGGGGUCGGGGGCAGGGUCCUUGUGACGGAAGCCCCUGCUGAGCUCCUCGGUGACCUUGGCAGGCCCGAGGGGCCCGCGCGCCUCUCCCUCCCCCGCCCGUCCCCGCUCGCCGACGUCUGUAGGUCUCCGCGUCCGCGCCCGGCCGGAGGCAGUGACCUGGCCUGGCUUUGAGCCCGGCUUCGUGCCGUCGAGGACCUCGGUGUCGUUGAACUCUCACAGCUUUUUCUAGCCCGGCUUUGGGCACUUGUUCGUGGGUGUGCGUUUCUGUUUUCCUCUAAAUGUUCCCAGGAGGCUUCUCAACAGGUGUCAGGAUUGAGGAGGAAUAUGCCUACAUUUAUGAGCCUUUUUGGGAAGGAACCAGUCAAAGGAGCCGCUCAUCCUAGAAAAAUUAGAAACUACAGCUCCCCAGAGGCCUGCGUGUCUGCGUGGCAGUGGAAGGAGCCUCUCCUGCUUCCCCUUCUGACUGCCUGGGAUUCGAGGCCCAGGAGAAGCAGCAGAGAUGUCCAACGAGCCACCCCCUCCUUAUCCUGGAGGCCCCACGGCCCCCCUUCUGGAGGAGAAGAGUGGAGCCCCACCUACCCCAGGCCGCACCUCCCCAGCUGUGAUGCAGCCCCCACCAGGCAUGUCGAUGCCCCCCGCAGACAUCGGUCCCCCACCCUAUGAGCCACCAGGUCACGCGAUGCCUCAGCCCGGCUUCAUCCCCCCGCACAUGAAUGCAGACGGCACGUACAUGCCUCCAGGUUUCUACCCUCCUCCAGGCCCCCACCCACCCAUGGGCUACUAUCCACCAGGGCCCUAUCCGCCAGGGCCCUAUCCUGGCCCUGGGGGCCACACUGCCACAGUCCUAGUUCCGUCAGGGGCCGCCACCACGGUGACGGUGCUGCAGGGAGAGAUCUUUGAAGGUGCGCCUGUACAGACGGUAUGUCCCCACUGCCAGCAGGCCAUCACCACCAAGAUCUCCUAUGAGAUUGGCCUGAUGAACUUCGUGCUGGGCUUCUUCUGCUGCUUCAUGGGGUGUGAUCUGGGCUGCUGCUUGAUCCCUUGCCUCAUCAACGAUUUCAAGGAUGUGACGCACACGUGCCCCAGCUGCAAAGCCUACAUCUACACAUACAAGCGCCUGUGCUAACGGAGCCGGGACUGGACUCCCUGCUGUCAGUCUGGCCCCCUGUGCUUCUGCUCCCCUUGCUCAGUGGCUCGCUUCCCCGCUCCCAUUUGGGGAUGGAAGCCGUUCCACCGGUCCCCUGGAAGUCCUGUCCUUUUUGGCUUGCCCUUCCCUGAGCAUCUGACUCUUCGGCAAAAAUUCUGUUGGAUUUAAGGCCAAGGGUCAGCGAGUGGCAGGGGGGAUGGCACUGAGCCGCAUGUUGCUGGUUUGCUUGGUGUUUGUGAUGAGGAAGAUAAAGUGGGAAGGGUCUCCUCGCACAGUCUCCCUGCUGGGGUCUCUCUCAUUCCUCUUCUGUACAAAGUAUAGAUUUGGUCCUGACUCUCCCUGGGACCAAAAGCAGCCAGAGCAGAACUGGGGCCUGCACUGGGGCUGUAUCUGUAGCCACGGUUAUUUCUGAUCUGCUGGCUGAGAGUGGGGGAGUGGACCCAAGCAGGACAGGGACAUAAGGCCUGGCUCUGUUUUGGGGUGCCAGAGGUGGGCAUGAGUAUUAGAAGGAAUGACUCUGGCCCUCAGAACUCAGAAACUCAACACCUUUUCCAAGUGCCCAGGAGUCACCUGGGGUAAGGUAGAGAGGUUAGCACACCUGCAAAUAACGGGGUAAGCAGUUAAGGCUCCCGCUUGCCAAGAAGGGACUUGCCUCUGGCCCCUGCCCAGCUCCCUUUCUGGCCACCCCUCCACAAACCCAUCUUUGCUAGUGCCAGAAGGAACGCCCAGGAGCCUAGCUCAUCUGCCUAUACCACAUCCUUGCUGUGUGUGAGCAAGACCUUUGCCCAGGGGCUGGCGUAGCCUGGCCAGGACUGGAGGGGACAGGGACCGCUUCGCAAACACGCUCAGAUUUGCAGUGUGUUCAUGGAUCCUCUUCCCAGUAAACGCUGGGCCCCUUCUCCUGGCUGACUUGCUGUCACUGUGCUUGUUUCAGCAGCAGGUACUGCAGCAGGAGCAGCUGUGGCACUGGACUAGGACAGGCUGGGGAUGAGGAAGGAGCAGCCACACGUGGCGGAAGUGCCCUGGUGGACACCUGCCCUGGGCCUGAGCCCACACUGUAUUUCCUGGUUUGUCUGUGAACUUGAUCACGUGGACCGCUGUACCCACCGCCCCUCUCCUCGUCUCGCACUGCCACUGCAUGGCCUCCUGUCACUGUGAAUCAUGGCUGCUCUCAGUUUGUAGUUUCUCAUUAAAUUGGCCCUUUCACUCCCCUGC